UAGUGCCGGGCAGAAGUUGUUAUGGCGGAGUACGAGCAGGUACAGAGGAGCGCCCUGAAACUUAAAGGGGACAAGGACAAGAGCAAGGUCCUGGAGCAGAUCAUGAUGAGCAAGCGGAGGGGGCUGGACAAGCGGACCCCAGCGCAGAUCGCCUACGAGAAGAUGCAGGAGAAGAGGCAAAUGGAAAGAAUCUUAAAGAAAGCAUCCAAAACUCAUAAGCAGAGGGUGGAGGAUUUCAACAGACACUUAGAUACUCUCACUGAACAUUAUGACAUCCCCAAAGUCAGCUGGACAAAAUAGAUUCCUGUCACAUUGAGUGGUGUGGCCCUGAAGAAGAGGAAUCAGUUGUGUUCUGGAUAAAUUGUGGCAUGUUGUAUAAUGCUUCCACCCUUCUCUAUCCUCCCCCUUCCCCUCCCCCUUUUCUGGAUGUUUCUCAAUAAGACUAUUUUUAAAGGUUCUGUAAUCAAGUUAGUAACUUGUCACACUUUAUUAAAGUGAGACUUGUGGUAAUUUAAAUUUCUUUGUGACACAAAAUUUCUAAUCUUUAGAUUUAAAAAUAUCAGUUAUUUAUACAA
Antechinus flavipes (yellow-footed antechinus) is the source of this 575-nucleotide messenger RNA. RefSeq names its product protein FAM32A-like. Lineage: Eukaryota; Metazoa; Chordata; Mammalia; Dasyuromorphia; Dasyuridae. Bases 22 to 300 code for a protein of 92 amino acids. The record is from RefSeq and is a predicted model, not a curated record. The transcript has a single exon. Gene Ontology annotation, cellular component: nucleolus.